GACUCGUACUCGAUCGACUGUACUGUGGAGUUAUUUGUAUUGACUCGAUAGUAUAGUGCACCGUAUACCGUACCGCUGACUCGCUACCAAUUUCCGAGACUCUUGUCGACGAACUGCAAAUCGUAAUUGAACUAGAGCUUCCCCAAAUUUCGGGGCAGUUAUUAGGGCUUAUUCGUCACCAUAGUGGUUCUACGGGAGACUAUGGGGGAUUACCUGUCCCCCAGAAAACAACAGGUAGUCGUCCGAUUGCGAGAGAGAAUUGAGAAAGUUCGGAAAGGAAAAGCGCAAUCUCUUCGAAUUUUUGAUUCUUCCACUCCUCAAAGGAGAGAACAAGAAAGGCAAGAUACACAAGAGUUUCAUCGACGAAUUAUUGAAAACAGAAACAAGAGAACUCCGAGGAAUGUGAAAGCACAAGAGAGUGGACAGUCUAAAGUAAAAUCUGAACCUAACGGGAACUGUUCAAAUAGCGAAAUGGGGCGAAAUCAACCCCAAGUUGUGAAAAAGGCGGUGGAUCGGAAACGACCCAAUCCCGAUUCUCCCAAUCGGACGGGGACAACGGAGGCGAUCAACCGAACCAGUGCCCUGAGUCUAGAGGCAAGCAGUUCAAGCAGUGGUGUUAGAGGAGAUGCAUCACCAGCUAAGAAGCCAUGUAUGGACAGCAAGCAGCAGCAGCUACCAGGACAGGUGCCCACACCGAACCAGUACGUCCAGCAACAAGAUCUCAACAGGAUGGGAGCCAACCACCAGGCACAGCCUACUGACAAUGGCGUCAACAACCAGAUGCCCGAGGGCGCGUCUGUAGCAGAUGGCGUCGAGGGGCUUGACUUGCUCAACGAUAUCGGCAACGAGGAUGAUUUCAUGCGUUUAUUGGAUGAUCCCAAUGGAACACAGUUGGAAGAGAUGAUGAAAUCCGGUCAGUUUAACCCUGAAAAUCUUUUGACUGAGCUGGCCAGGCUGGAAAAUAAUUUGAGUAUGCAACUUGGAGAAAUGCCCGACGUAGCCACUAAUUCACCUAGGAGUCAGGACCCAAAUAAACAAGGUGAUAUGAAACCUGACGCCGCUUCCAAAAAUGCAGAAUCUGGAGUGGUCCCCAAAAGUGAGAAUUCAGACUCAUAUGACCCCAUGAUGGAGGGGCCUCCAAAUACUGUAGCUACUGAAGCUUUGCCAAAAGGUGGGCCUUUGCCUAGUAUACAUGAAUUUAAACCUACAGGAAAGAAUGUUUUGAUCAAACAAGAACCCCAGCAAAUCCACGCCUCACAGGCUCACAGACUCAAUGUGCAGACAGCUGUAAGUACUGGUGCCCAGAACAUUGUACCCAAGGUAAACCAGCUAACUUCAAUGCAGGCCACUGCUACAUCAGCAGCAUCAGCGAUGAAUCCCUCAAUGAGAGGGUCAUUUGUGGGCCAACAAAGUGGUGUAUCGGGGCAGCAGGGAAGUUUCUUGACUGCUCAGCAGCAGCAGCAGCAAUUGAGUAGCAGGCAGUUUAUGCCGAAUCCCCGCAUGGCCAACAACCAACAGAGCCAACAUUCAAGGAUGCCCAAUCCAAGGCUCACUACUAAUAUGAACGCUUCCAUGUCAAGUGCAGACCAACUUACGCAAUUUGCAAAUAACUCUAUGCGAGGUCAAGGUCAGUCUACCGGGAGACUCCCAAGUAUGUUACAAUCCUUUAUCCAGGACCGUAGUCCGACCAUGGCCCUGUCCAGUGGCCAAGCAGGGACCAUGAUGCCCGGGCAGGCCUCCCAGUUUGUACAGCGUCCUCAGCAGCAACAGCGUAUGGCUAGCCCUGAAAUUCUCCAGAGGUUGCAGAAUCCACCCCAUUAUAAUGCCAAUGCAGAGCAAAGAAAGUUUGUGGCCAACUCGUAUGUCCAGCCAUCGCAGCAGAGUCAUAGCAUGCAGCAGCAGGGCAACAACCAGAUGCUUAUUCCUAGACGUCCUCCGCCUCGUUAUGACGAGACACCGCACCGCAACUCCAUGGCAUUCCAAGGUCCUGUCAACCAAGGAAUGCCACAACAGCUUGGUCAGCAAGGAGCUAUGAUGACACACAUGGCAGGACAACCAAACAUUCGCUCAAUCGCGCCUGGCCAGAGUGUGCAAGCCCACCCGAACAACGGCAUGGCUGCAAGCGGAGGUAACCUCGCUACCCAUUCCGGUAUGAUGCAGGGGAUGACCCAGCAGCAACCGCAGCAACAGGGGAUGAUGCAUCGUCUUACCCCACAGAUCCGACGUCAGAUCAUGCAGCAGCAGAAUAUGCGUAGCAUGCAGCAAACUGCAGCCAUGGGUAACCAGAUGAACAUGGGAUCUGUUCCUCCUGGUGCCGUCAACAUGGGUCAGGCAGGGGUGGCUCAGUACCAGCAGCAAAGGCACCUGCCUGGCCAGUGGACGACAAACCAGCUCUUGCAGCAUCGGAUGCAACAGCAGACAAACAACUUCCAAGGUAACAACAUGAUGCAGCAGUCGUACCCGACGCAAUCGCGCUUCCCUCAAAGAAACGUCAUGGACUCUGGCUCCAACAUGAGAACUUUCCAGAAUAUCACCUCUCAAGGUGGUAUGAGCAAUGCUACGAAUACAAACCCUUCCAUUAUGACGCAGCAGCAAUUUGUAGGUCAGCCAACACAGUCCCAGCAACAGCAAGCUCAGCAACCGACACAACAGCAGCAACAGCAGCAUCAACAACAUCAACAACAGCAACAACAGCAGGGCACUAUGCAACAGCCUGUUCAAGGUAACUCCAUUGCAGCAGCCAUGCAGAACGGUUCUGCUGUGAGCGCAACAAACCAGACAUUCGGCAACAAUGCACAGCAAAUGCAAAUGGCCAUGAUGCCAGAAAGCAACAACCAACAGCAACAGCAGCAACAGCAGCAGCAACAACAACAACAACAACAAUCAGGCAGCACCGACAUGUUAGAUUUGCUUGACAACAUCAUUAAAAAUGACGGGCCUUCGAGAACAAAUAGUCACGUGUAGGAUAUAGCGAGAGAGUCCAGUGUGAUACAAAGAAUGAUCUGAAUUAUGAUGAUAGAUAUAUGGUUUUUAAAUGAUAUUGUAAGAAAGAAAAAAGAGAUUUGUAUUUAUAUGAAAAUAUGCAUGUUAACGAUUUAGAGCUGUAGAUACCACUAUUUAAGUGGAAGUUUUUAAAUUAAUAUAUGGGUCUCUGUCUCUGAGACUGUAUGGAUAGGAGAGAAUUUUUUUGUCAGUAUUGUCUUAUCUUUUCUUUGAUAUUGUUGUCUAGAACAAGUGGUGGUUGAACGGUCAUUAUCUCUAGAUAGGUGUAUUUGUGUAAAGGGUUUGUUAAAUAAGACUAUCAUGAAAUCUCAGGUUUUGAAACUUCAGUGAAUUGUUGUAUCACUGAUUUUUAACUUCUCAGUGAUUCUUCUAUAGAAAGGGACGUAGGGUUUCCUUUCGUAAUAAGUGCACACUCUUUUUGCUAGAAAACAGUUGCCUUUAACUUGAGUUUGAACUUCUCUUUUGAAGUGACUGUGAAAUUCUUUUUUCUGGUAUCGGACUAUACUAUAAGCACUGACUGACCUUAACACAUUAAAGAAAGCAUGGUGCAUUGUAUAUCUCUUUCCUAAGAUUAGAUAUCAUUUUUCUAUCUCGAAAGUCGAAAGCAAUCAAUAUUUUUAAUCCUGGAAGCAAAUAUUUUGUAUGUAAUGAGAUAUGCAGAUGUAUAUACUGAAAAUAGGAUAGUGGUCACAAAUAUUUAUUAUUUUGUUACUUUUUUUUUUUCUUCUUCCCUUUUUUCCAGAUCUUUGUACCCUAAAGAGAUCACAACCAUUGCCUUAAUGUAAAGAAUAAAGAAUCAACGAGAAAGAAAAUUUGACAAAUAGAGUGAUUGAAGCAAAUGCCAUUUAUAGAUCAAAAGUCAGUGAAAUUUCAUAUAGUGAAGGCUUUGUAUUGUUCAUUUUUUAAUAAUAAUAAUAACAAUAGUGGGUUCUUGUAUAGCGCUCAUGUCUGUCAGACUUGACACUCCUGGCGCUCCCGAUUAAGAUUCAAAUUUAUCAAAAUCUUACAAAAUAAACCAAGUUAUUUUCUCUCUUAGAUUGUCGUAUGUCACCAAAGCUGCAUUUUAUCUCCUAAGUUGAAUAUAUGAAAAUACAAAUGUAGUGAGAAAUGCAUAUAUAUUUCUGAAAAAAUAAUGGAUACUCCAGUAUUUUAUUGAUGGUACUGAAGUUUAAGGUGAAUUUGAGAAUUACGAAGGUUAACAGAAUUGAAAAUGUGAUUAUGUAUAAACCAAACCAUUCAAAUGAAAUAGUAUUAUGAGGAGAGCUAUUUAGAGUAUGAAUUAACCCUAGACACGGUUGAAAUUUUCAUCUUAUAUUUUCUGAUUGCUGAAUCUCAACUAAAAAAAUAAUAAAAGUAAAAAAUAUCAGACCAUCAUAAGGGGUUCAAUUGAAGAUGCAACGUGAAGAGGUUGCUGACUGAAAGUGCUGGAUUGAAAUGGAUAAGUUUGGUCGUUCUCUGUGUGAGGGUCGUAUUUUACAUUUUCCUAAAAGAAUGAUAGUUUGCUCUUUGCUUGUAUUGUUUGUUCUUUUGUAUCAGCUCGUUCAGAUAUGGUGCUGUCAAACUGCAGCAUUUUUUUGGUAUAAUGAUGGCAUAAAGCGUAAUACCCUGGCCUUCACAUUGCUGUUUCUUAUAACACAGACCUCAGUGAAGGCGCGCAGGACCUUAAUUGCACACAGUUGCUAUUUAUUUACACGUUUUGAAAAAAAUUUGUGUGGCUUAUUUGCAGCAGUUCUCCACAUCAUAUGUGAACGAGCCUUUAAUGAUUUAUUUUUGGAAGAGGAAAGAUAGUAAAUUAUCUAUUUUGUAAUGAAAAAUAAUUUGAUAUUGACAUCAGAAUGGUGGACCAAAAUGAUUGAAUGCCAAUGAUAGGAUUGCAGUUAGAUAAAAGAAUACUGUUUAAUGAAUAAAUGUACAUGUUGAUCUGGUCUUGCGUAUUUUUAAAGGGAAUGUUCGUUCAUGAGAGGCAGGCAUGGUCUAUGGUAUCACUGUGUAAUGAAGUCAUCUGGGACAAAUCUAAACUAAAAACUAUGAAAUUUGCAAAUUUGGUGUUAAAUUGGCGAUCGGAAUACCUCGUUUUUGCCUCAUUUCUGAAAAUUUAUGGAUGCCAAUGUACCAGAGUUUUACUGAGCCCAUGAAGAUUACCUUCUUCAUCUUAUUAAACAAAAUCAUUCUCAAUUUCAAAGGUUUUUAAAAUUUCCAUGUCACAUUUUCAAGAAAACGGCUCAGCUCAGCUUUCACUAUGGCUAAUUUGGAAGAGUUAGUUGACUGAAUUAUGAAAAGACUACUGACAGCCUCUUCAUUCCUUAAGAAAUACUGUAACUAUGCUAAUAAGUGAGUAAGGUAAACAAAAAGCAUGUUUUUCUCAUUAUGAUAUCAGUAACUCGAAUAUAUUAAAUGAAUGAUACAUUUUGCUAUUCAUUUGUGUAGUAAUCUGUAUGAAAUGCAAGAGGCAACUACACUCUGUAUGUCAAUUGACUAAAUCUAAGGUUAAACCUUUGUCUGCAUAAGUAUGGAGUAAUGAUAUUCAUAUGUAAUCAGCCCUGUGAGGUGAACCUUCCCUUUAAAACACAAGAUAGCAGGUAGCCAACAAGGGUCCAUAUGGUUUUGUGAGAGUCUACGUUUACGUCAGUAGUGUUUCUCCUGGUGUUGCCAAGCAUAUGACAUCUUUCUAUGAGCCGUUUAUUUGAGCUCUUUGCCCUAGUAAUGAGUUGUGAUUUGGUUGGUAUUUCUUCUUUUUUAUUUUGAUAUGUGUAAAGCUUUUUUUUUUAAUUCACAAAUUGUAUACAAUCCAUGGGGAAGUCAUGUGUCGGCUGUAAGGAGAAGUAGAGCCUUUCGAAAUUUCAAGAAAAAUUGAGUUACUUGCAUGUAGACAUUCAAGCGGGCAACAGCAUUUUUGCAUGUUGAUGCAUGGUCUACAAGUAUGUCAUGUACCAGCAAGAACUCUGCUUGUCAGAAUCCAGAUUUUGAAGGAAAUAGUAGAGAUAUACUGUUCAUUGGGCCUGUGCAUGUUUUAUCAAAGAACUACAUUGUAUGCUAAUGAAGGAUGGUGUCAGUGGAUGUUAUCUCCUGUAACAACUCAACAAUUUUUUCAAAAUCUCACUUUUUCUGUUUUAUCACUGCUUUAUUUUGCAACAAUAAUAUAUUUAACCUUGCCCGUUUUAAUGACAAUGAUUUUUCAAUGACGAUCUUUGCAUUCAUGAUGAUAAUCAUCAAAUACAACAUUUUAAACCUGAUAAUGAAAUGUUUACUCUUCUUAAAACCAGCAACGCUCAUUUUAAUAAUGGAUUAGCCUUUCAUAUGAAAAUUUGUCCAGUAGAACAGUUGUUGAUGGCUGAUGAGGGAUGAUGGCUCGGUGGAAAGAGCAAUGGUCUUGAAACUAGCAGGUCCUAGGUUUGAAACCAAGGUGAUGUCCUUCGAUUUUUAAAGUAUUACCCAAUUACCGGGUCAUCUAGAUUAAACUGAAAGCUUCCAGUGUUCGGAUUACCUCCUUGGAAUGGUAUGCCUUCUGUUGAGAGCCAGAGAGCAUUAACUCUUAUUUGAAAGUAUACGAGCUACCGCCAUUCUGGCUCUCAGGAGGUGAUGAUUUCUGCUUUUGAUCUAACAGGUAGAAUAAAAAGAAAUAACAUCAAGAUGUAAUCAAAUUGCAGCUUCCUUAAGAUGAAUUUCCAUAAGAUAACAUUUUUGGAUAUUCUUGGAAAGAUCAUAUUUUGAAACGUCGUUAUGAAGCAACCUAAAGAGACACGAUGAGAGGCCACACUACACGGUCAGCAGGCCUACAUUUUUGCUUGCUUGCUUCCUUCUUUGUUGGGAAUAAAUCUUUAAGAGCGUAAAACCAACAGAGGACAGUAUAGGGAACAAGAGACACUGAAAUGAGCUCUACAUCUACAGGUUUUGCUAUUCUACAUAGUCGUAUUGUUGAAUCGAAACUUAAGGCUGGUCAUUAUAUUGAGUAGAUUGGUCUCAUGUAAAUGAUUUGACGGUGUAGUGAGGCCUCCCAUCUCAAGUUGCUUCAUAACGAUGUUUAGAAAUAUGAUUUGCAAGUGCAUUUUCUGUAUGGUAGAAGGAGACAGUGGUUUGACAAUUAAAUGGCAGUACCACUUCCGGUCACUUAGUUUUGUAUUGUAGGAUUACAGUGUGCUUUAUCCUAUGAUGUUUCAAGAUGGUACAACGUGCUAGGUCAUAUUUAAUGUCAUCAUUGCAUCGAUUCCACAUUGUGCUUACAGUGAUUAUUUGCUGUCGGGAAUCACUGCUGUCCAGUAUUGGCCUGUUGUUACAAAAGUCAAGUUAUAACUGUUGUUCCUACAUGCCUUUGCCAAUACAUUGCCUGAUGCACUUGGAGACAGACAAAGGGCUACAUUUUGUGUGCACUGUUCUACAACGAAAAAAAUAGAAGAUUAUGCAGAUCCACCAAACAGCAUACUGUAGUCUGCCAAGAUCUCUACUUGCUUGGCAAUUUGCCAGGAUUUCUGCCAGGGUUCUUCAUGCUGUUAAUUCUUCUCUUUUUUUUUUCUCUAAAUGCCUUUGCUUUUUUCUAAUGCACAAUUUCAUGUGUGCCAUCCCCACUCCCCCCCCCCCCUCUUUUCUCUCUCUCUCUCUCUCUCUCUCUCUCUCUCUCUCUCUCUUCUAACUCAUUUUUCCUCUUGUCAUAUUUAGAAUUGGCAUCAUGAAAAAAAUGUCCAAGGCUUAGUUUUGGGAUUCAGUCUCUUUGCUUGACAUGCAUCAGCAAAAGGGACUGAGACUAUCAAAAGAUUUGAUCAGGACCAGUAGUUCCCCCUAUGAAACUAAAUAUACAGUGAAACCUGUCUAUAAACACCACUCCAAGGUGACAAGAGAAGUGAUCUCUAUAGGCAGGUGGUCACAAUGUACAGGUUUCUAGGAGAAACAGUUGUCAAGAGAAACACAACAUGUGGUCUUUAUAUAUAUAGGUGGUCACUACAUAGGUUUCAUUGUAAAUUGUUUACAGUGGGGAGGAUCUCAAUUGAAAAUUCCACAAAGUAUUUUUUCUGCAAGGCAUUUUGGAGAAGUAAAAAAAUCUAUGAGUUCUGUAAACUUAUGGCCCAAAAUGCUAUCAGUUCUGUUCUUGGAUAUGCAUUGUGUACAGUAAUUUUGCAUUCAGUCCAUUGUCUUAAUGUGUUCAAUUCAGUCAAUUUGAAAAUGUAGAUUAAAAAUGUAAAAUGUGGAAAACUUGUUUAUCCUAUGUACAUUUGCUUGUAAUACUUAUAAGCGAAUGUUUUUAGUAGUAUCAAAGGUUCCAUGAUAUGACAAUUCUCACCUUUCUUGAUGUUGAUAAUUACCAGCACGACGUAAAAAGGCUUAGAUGGGACACCACCUUUGCAAUGGACCUGACUGCAAUCAAAACAGUAGCAUAGCCAAAAUGACAAAAGACGACCAUUAAUGAUAUUAUGGCAUCAGUAUAUUAGUAAUAAUACAGUAUUAAAUAUUCGAAGCAAUACUUUUUAAA
Strongylocentrotus purpuratus (purple sea urchin) is the source of this 8464-nucleotide messenger RNA. RefSeq lists its product as uncharacterized. NCBI's taxonomy places the organism in Eukaryota, Metazoa, Echinodermata, Echinoidea, Camarodonta, Strongylocentrotidae. The coding region runs from base 202 to 2964 and encodes 920 amino acids. Gene Ontology annotation, molecular function: transcription coactivator activity. The transcript has 2 exons. Gene Ontology annotation, biological process: Notch signaling pathway; positive regulation of transcription by RNA polymerase II. The record is from RefSeq and is a predicted model, not a curated record. Gene Ontology annotation, cellular component: nuclear speck.